CAAUUCAUUCAAACUUGUACAGGGGCCCGGACCCGCAAAAGUUGGGACUGUAAAGACGACCUGAAAUUCUCAGAUAUGACGCUCCAACACAAGUUUAAGUUAAUUCUUAAUUAUUUUGCCUUGGAUAUAGUCUUUUAAUAGCUUAUUUCAUGAUUUGGCAAGGAAAGAAAUCGUGAAUUCAAUUAAUUCCAUGCAGUCGUCUCUCAUGAUUCAUCCUUUGUGGGUAACCCUGUAAAAGAAUAGUUUUCAACCUUGCUCUGAAUAUAUGAUGAUCAGUAUUGGGUUCAUGACUCAGGGUCUCUUCAGCAUCUGCAGACAUCCAAACUAUUCAGCUGAGAUAUCAUUUUGGUUCGUCUUCUACCUUUUCUCUCUCACAGCAGGAGCAAGUAUUUUGAAUUGGAGUCUGGUUGGGAGUGUACUGCUGUGUUUACUAUUUCAAGGUUCAACAGCUCUAUCAGAAUCCAUAACAUCAAACAAAUAUCCUAAAUAUCAUAGAUACAAGACUGAGGUUCCAAGGUUUCUGUGGAUUUGGAAUCCAUUUCAAUCCAAGUAUUUAUCUCCGUUCCUGGAAUAAUAUUAACAACUAUGCAAACAAGUUGUAAAAAAGGAUGAUUCUAAACAAACCACACAAGAUGGUAAAACUUAAAAUCAACCAACAAAAUCAGAUAGAACAUGGAGAAAACCCUAAUAAAUGUUCAGAACAGGAUCUUAUAAGACUAAUUGAUGGAAAAAUAAUGACAAAAACAUCUCAACCAAUCUUGAAAAGACAUAUUCAGGUUUGUAUCCAAAAUACUAAAUAAACCAGUGCUGGAGAAAUUAUAAAGUGACUAUUUUCUGGUAUAUAAUGUUUCUAGUCGAAACCCCAUCACACAAACAACUUCUGAAGCUUUAUUUAACAUAUUUAAUACAAAAAAAUAAAAAUCGCAUGGAAAA
Eurytemora carolleeae is the source of this 933-nucleotide messenger RNA. RefSeq lists its product as uncharacterized. Gene Ontology annotation, cellular component: membrane. The transcript is spliced from 4 exons. NCBI's taxonomy places the organism in Eukaryota, Metazoa, Arthropoda, Copepoda, Calanoida, Temoridae. Bases 266 to 574 code for a protein of 102 amino acids. The record is from RefSeq and is a predicted model, not a curated record.